AUGGCGACUGCAAACAUAAAGAAAGAAGACGACGAUCCCGAACAAUGGCAAACCACUCAAGGCAUGCGUGAACCGCAUCACUGGACUGAUUCUAGUGAGGAUGAUAACGAGGAUGUAGAUACUAAUGAAUUUUUCGAUGCACACGAUACUGAAUUUCAACAAAAUCAAUCGCCUUCCACACAAACGAAUACUGAAGCAAAACUCCUGCAUGAACGUCUCAAUGCAGAUUUAUCCACAAACGAAACAGUAACAAAGAAAUCACCAGAAGAUCCAUAUUUUAUUGAUGAAGACCUCCUCAUUGAGCGUGAUGCACUUUUAACAGAUGAAGAAAAAGAAACACGUUACCAAGAAUCUAAAACAUCGAAAGAUGAAGGUAAUAAUCUAUUCGGUCGUGGUGAAUAUGAUCAAGCAUUAGAAAAAUACAGCAAUGCAUUAUGUCUAUGUCCAAUGAAAAAUACUCGAGACCGUGCUGUGGUCUACUCAAAUCGUGCAGCAUGUUUAAUGAAAAUGGAGAAAUAUGAAGCUGCUGUUCAAUCUUGUACAGCAUCGAUAAAAUAUGAUCCAACUUAUGUAAAGCCCAUUUUGCGUCGUGCUGACUCCUAUAAAGCUAUUGAUAAAUUAGAAGAAGCUUUACAAGACUAUCAGAAGGUUCUUGAACUUGAACCAACUAAUGCUCAUGCACGAAAAGAAGUCUAUAUUUUGCCCGAUCGAAUAAAAGAACGUAACGAAAAAAUGAAAGAAGAAAUGUUAGGUAAAUUAAAAGAAUUAGGAAAUAUGGUACUUAAACCAUUCGGUCUAUCCACGAAUAAUUUCAAACUUCAGCAGGAUCCAUCGACUGGUUCUUACAGCGUUAACUUUCAAAAAUAA
Molecule: messenger RNA, 867 nt
Organism: Rotaria socialis
Lineage: Eukaryota; Metazoa; Rotifera; Eurotatoria; Philodinida; Philodinidae
Source: the annotation of a GenBank genome assembly